This is a messenger RNA of Pseudoliparis swirei, 2163 nucleotides long. RefSeq names its product probable E3 ubiquitin-protein ligase TRIML1. Gene Ontology annotation, molecular function: zinc ion binding; protein binding. The coding region runs from base 75 to 1718 and encodes 547 amino acids. The record is from RefSeq and is a predicted model, not a curated record. NCBI's taxonomy places the organism in Eukaryota, Metazoa, Chordata, Actinopteri, Perciformes, Liparidae. The transcript is spliced from 3 exons.
GAAACAUUCACCUGGACCCACAACAACAACAACAGCAGCAGCAGCAGAGUCUCUGACCAACGCCGACUGUAGACAUGUCUGCUGCCAGCUGUCAGCUGACUGAGGAUCAGUUCCUGUGCUCCAUCUGUCUGGAUGUGUUCACUGAUCCAGUCACCAUACCAUGUGGACACAACUUCUGUAAAGCCUGCAUCACUCAACACUGGAACGUCAAUGUCCCCGAUCGGUGUUCCAACUGUAAGAAGCUUUUCUCCACCAGACCUGAGCUGCAGGUCAACACCUUCAUCUCUGAGAUGGCUGCUCAGUUCAGACAGGCAGCUCAACAGGAAGCCAGCAGCAGCAGCUCAGAGCAACAAGCUGCCAAACCAGGAGAAGUUCCCUGUGACGGCUGCACUGGAACCAAACUGAAGGCCCUGAAGUCCUGCCUGGUGUGUCUGGAGUCCUACUGUGAGACUCACCUGGAGGGUCACCUGACAAGACCAGGUCUGAAGAGACAUCAGCUGAUGGACCCCGUGGAGAACCUGGAAGGCUGGAUGUGCCUGAAGCACAAUAAACCUCUGGAGCUGUUCUGUCAGACCGACCUGACGUGUGUCUGCAUGCUCUGCACUGUUCUAGACCACAAGAACCACCAUGUUGUUCCUCUGGAAGAAGGAUAUGAAGGAAAGAAGGCCGAGAUGAAGAAGACUGUGGCUGAAACCAAGGAGAUGAUCCAGAAGAGACGCCUGAAGAUCCAGGAGCUCAAACACUCGGUGCAGCUCAGUGAGGAACAAGCAGACAGAGAGAUAGCAGGUGGUGUUCAGGUCUUGACCGCUCUGAAGGAGUCUGUUGAGAGAAGCCAGGCCGAGCUCAUCCUCACGAUCAAAGAGAAGCACAGAAACACAGAGAAACAGGCUGAAGGCUUCAUCCAAGAGCUGGAACAGGAACUCUGUGAGCUGGAGAAGAGAAGCACUGAGGUGGAGCAGCUCUCACGCUCUGAAGACCACCUCCACCUCCUCCAGAGCCUCAGGACCCUGAAGGCUGCUCCACCCACCAAGAACUGGACCGGAGUCAGAGUCCGUCCACCUUCCUAUGAGGGGACAGUGAUGAGAGCUGUGAAGCAGCUGGAGGAGACGCUCAGCAAACAGAUGAAGAAGCUGUUUGAGGGCGAGAUGAAGAGGGUCCAGCAGUCUGCAGUGGAUGUGACUCUUGAUCCUGAUUCAGCACAUCCUGAACUCAUCCUGUCUGAUGAUGGAAAACAAGUUAAACUUGGUGAUGUACAGAAGAAUCUUCCAGACAACCCAGAGAGAUUUGAUACUUGUGUUAAUGUCUUAGCAAAGCAGAGUUUCUCUUCAGGAAGAUCUUACUACGAGGUUCAGGUUGAAGGAAAGACUAAGUGGGAUUUAGGAGUGGUGAGAGAGUCCAUCAACAGGAAGGGACACAUCACAACGACUCCUCAGAAAGGUUUCUGGUUGAUAUGGUUGAGGAAUGAGAAUGAGUACUCAGCUCUUGUUGCCCCUUCAGUCCGUCUCUCUCUGAGGUCUCGGCCUCAGAAGGUGGGGGUGUUGGUGGAUUAUGAGGAGGGGCUGGUCUCCUUCUAUGACGUAGAUGCUGCAGCUCUUAUCUUCUCCUUUACUGGCUACUGCUUCACUGAGAAACUCGUCCCAUACUUUAGUCCAUGUCGUAAUGAAGGAGGUCUAAACUCUGCUCCUCUGGUCAUCUCUCCUGUCGACCACACGCAGUAGAACUACCACUGGAUUCCCUCCAGAGAGAUCCACCUUCCUCUAAUACAAUAAUGUCUGUUAAUUGGUGAUUCGUACAGUGUGUCGUGUUUAUUAUUUUUCUAUGAAUAUUUCUUUGAUUUGUAUCACCUCUCACAACUAAAACACCAGUUUUAUGUAUUUAGUUACUGAAGACCAGUUCAUGAAUGAGACUGACAGAACUUUGCUUUUCUCUUUCCUUUGAAGUAAAACAAUACAAAGUCACAAUGUGUUCAGCUUUGUUUCUUAAGAUAUCACAGAUAGAUCAAAGAACUGAUGGUGUUUCUAAUGACACCAAAUCACGUGGUUAAAACACCAUCAGCUGACUGACACCCCAUCACAUGUCAGAUACAUGUUCUGUCAGAUCAUGUGCUGAUGGUUCAGGCUGGGCGUGAGCACUGAACCAGGGCUCCCAGUUAGUGGAGAAUAC